GCCUGAAAGACUCGCUUAUUUCAUUUCUCUCUCUUUUAUUUCAAGCUUUUUUCCAGGGUUUUCUUUUCCAGGGACUUUUUCUUUCUUUUUACUUUCAACUCUCAGGUCACCUUGAAAUGGCAGAAACCGUCAAGACCGAAGCGGCAGAAGACGGAAAUUUCGACAGAGCGACACCGUUUCACGAAAACAAAUCGAAAUCUGUUGUUCUUGGCGGUGGCCGUGGCGGUGACGAAGAAGAAGAAAACGUAACGCUGGCUCAAUUGUCCUUCUCUUCUCCGUCUUCUAGUCCUUUGCAGCCUACUCCUCUCGCUUCUUCUUCUUCGGUUUUGGAGAAAACUGAGAAACGUAUUAAAUUCAAGAGACGCUACAUAGAUUCAGAUUCCAAGAUUAAGCAUGCAAUGACAGGUCAUGCAGGGAAAUGCAUAUGCUGUAGGCAAAGUAAGCCUGCAAUUGAUAGAUCAACGACUCACGGGGAAUUUAAGUCUGCUGCCAUGAUUCGAGCGGAGGAGAUUCAGUCAAAUCUAGAGUCGACGUACCCUAGCUUUAUGAAGUCUUUGGUUAGAUCACAUGUUGGUAGUUGUUUUUGGAUGGGACUUCCUGGACCAUUCUGUAGAGCACACUUACCACGUGAAGACUCGGUUGUUACUUUGGAAGAUGAAGAUGGGCAAGAAUUCAGGAUGAAGUACAUUGGGUAUAAGACAGGUUUGAGUGCUGGUUGGAGGCAGUUUGCUGUUGCACACAGAUUGCUCGAAGGAGAUGUGCUGGUCUUUCAGUUAACUGGACCUUGCAGAUUUAAGGUGUACAUAAUAAGGGCAAACGACUUGGCUGAAGUUGACGGGGCUCUAGGCCUGCUAACUUUGGAUCCUCAUAUUAAACAGAAUGAUGCAGAAAUGGCAACGGUACCCUGUAUAACUGUAAAGAGAAAAAGACCUAGGUCACUUCCGUUGGCCGUUGUCCAAAAGAAGAAUAAGAAGUCUAGCCGCUCAAAAAUAUCAGUCCCAAAGACUGCACGAGCAGCUGAGCAGUCAGAAAAUGAUAGUGAAGAAGUUGGUUCAGAAGUUCUAGAAGGCUUCAAAUUGUCGUCGCCGGCUCUUCAAUUCGAAGACGUAACAAGUUUUGAAAAUUUUAACAUUCUGGUCGAUGGUUUGGUUUUGGAUUCUGAAUUAUCCGAAGAAAUCAGAAGGAAAUACUACUCUCUCUGCUGCAGUCAGAACGCGUUUCUUCACGAAAAUCUCAUCAAGGGUAUAAAUUUUAAGUUAAUUGCCGGAAUUAUUUCCGAAACUGUUAAUAUCGCUGAUGCUAUUAGAGCUUCUAAUAUUACCACCUCAAGGGCGGAAUUUGAUACGUGGGACAAGACUCUGAAAGCCUCUGAACAUUUUGGCAUGAAGAUCGGAUUCUUACGCGCUAGGCUGAGUCGACUUGUAAGCCUUGCCUUUGAUUCAGAAGGUGCCUCAAAAACUAGGAGAUACAUAGAAGCAAGAACUGAAAGAGUUCACACAGAGGAUAAAAUAAGAAGUCUCGAAGCAAAGCUCGAGGAAUUGAAGGCUGCUCACGAAAGAUAUGGCGCUGACAUUAUGAGUCUCAAGUCGAAAGCUGAAAGCUACGAGAUGAAGUUCCAGGAAGAAAUUCUCGCGCCGUGGUAAUGUAUCUCUAAUUAUGUACCAUUAAUGUAUUCUAUUUUGUGCCUUGUUUUUUUUUUAUUAUUAUAUGUAAAAGUUAUAAUAUUACUCAGUGACUUGUCUGGAUGAAAUGACAUGGUUGCAGAUAUAAGGGUGGAUGAUGUAAACGUUGUUGUAACAUGCUCGAAUUUUUUCUUAGGAUUUAAUUUAUGCAGAUAAAAGUGUUAACAAUUUA
Messenger RNA from Mercurialis annua (annual mercury), 1854 nucleotides. Its product is annotated as B3 domain-containing protein Os01g0234100-like. Bases 117 to 1643 code for a protein of 508 amino acids. The transcript has 7 exons. Gene Ontology annotation, molecular function: DNA binding. NCBI's taxonomy places the organism in Eukaryota, Viridiplantae, Streptophyta, Magnoliopsida, Malpighiales, Euphorbiaceae. The record is from RefSeq and is a predicted model, not a curated record.